Pelobates fuscus (common spadefoot toad) is the source of this 2799-nucleotide messenger RNA. RefSeq names its product arylsulfatase G (gene ARSG). The coding region runs from base 687 to 2312 and encodes 541 amino acids. Lineage: Eukaryota; Metazoa; Chordata; Amphibia; Anura; Pelobatidae. Gene Ontology annotation, molecular function: arylsulfatase activity. The record is from RefSeq and is a predicted model, not a curated record. The transcript has 12 exons.
AAAUUAUGCCUGGUCACAGGAGGUCCCCAAUGGUUCUAUGAGAAGCAUUGUAUUGGACUGUGGUGUAUCUGGGGGAAGAGAAAAGUUCUGAAACAUCUGUCACCUUUGCAUUUAUUACCACCAGUGACCGCUGACCUUGAAACUUCAGAACGUUCUGCGAUUCUCAGCCAGCAUGAGAGCUCAGGAAUGUAGUUUAUAGCCAUCACUGGUGCUAUACAGUGUAGUGGUUUGUCAGAUAUUUCAAUGCGCAUGUUCUGGAGUUUGGAAAAUAUGUUGGCGUCUUCCAAUCUCAUCAAAGUUCUUCCUCAAUUCAAUCUUGAGUCCAGUGACUGUCUUUCAUAGUCUGCAUUUUCUAUGACCCUACCGUGGGUUUCGAGAGGGAGGUUGGCGUUUUUAAUCCUAAUUUCCUGUAAAAAUCUUUCAAAAGUUUGAGAACUAUGUAGGGUUUUCCAGGCCUGAUCCUUAAUGGUUCUACUAGAUUUUGGGCUACCUGCUGGUUCAUUCUGCUGUGAUACUCUGAAAAUGUUGUGGAUAUAGAAAGUCCUGCUCUUUACUUCUACCCUGAUCUCAGCAAAGUUCUUCCAGAUUUCAAGAGACCCACGCUUGUCGUCCCCAUCCUCCCUCCCCCCUUUCUGAUCUUGGCUAACUUCCUGCAGGAUCUAAGCAACUUUUCUAUUGCUAGAAAAAUGGUGUUCUUCCUAUUUUUCAUGAAGACUUUCUUGGCGGUUGGGUUUAUUUGGUGCGGUCUCCACCUCUGCUUCCCAGGAUCUAGUAUAUUGCCCAAAAGGACUGACUUCAAAAAGCCAAACUUCAUAGUGAUUUUAGCAGAUGACAUUGGAUGGGGAGACCUUGGUGUGAACCAGGCAGGCUUCCCAACAAAUACUCCUAAUCUGGAUACAAUGGCUUCAAAGGGACUGCGAUUUGUAGAUUUCCAUUCAGCUGCUUCUACCUGUUCUCCCUCCCGCGCCUCCCUGCUGACUGGAAGACUUGGAAUUCGCAAUGGCGUGACGCAUAACUUUGCAGUGACGUCUGUCGGUGGACUUCCGCUUAACGAGACCACCUUGUCAGAUGUUUUAAAGCAAUCUGGCUACCGGACCGGACUGAUGGGUAAAUGGCACCUGGGACACCAUGGAUUAUAUCAUCCCAAUAACCGGGGCUUCGAUUAUUACUUUGGUAUUCCUUAUAGCAAUGACAUGGGGUGCACUGACAACCCAGGAUAUGACAUCCCACCAUGUUCACCAUGUCCUCUGCAUCACGAGUCGCAAAGAAGGUCAAGGAGUGGUUGUUAUCCCCAUGUUGCUCUACCUCUGCUGGAGAACAGUGUGAUAGUGGAACAGCCUGUAAAUUUGAGCAAUCUUCCUGCCCAAUAUGUGCGCAAGGCGGUUGACUUCAUCAAGGAUGCAAGUGACCGUGAUCAGCCCUUCUUCUUGUACAUAGCACUAGCUCACAUGCACGUACCGCUCUCCAAACCCACAGCAACGGUUGCCCAGUCGCUAUAUGCUGAGAACCUGCGAGAGAUGGAUCAAAUGAUUGACCAGAUCAGAGUCGCGGCCCGAAACGCUAAGCAGAAUAACACUCUUAUCUGGUUUACAGGGGACAAUGGACCAUGGGCUGAAAAAUGUCAGUUUGCAGGAAGUGUGGGCCCUUUCGUGGGAUCGUGGCAGACCAAGCAAGGUGGGAGCGCUUCAAAGAAAACCACGUGGGAGGGUGGACACCGUGUUCCUGCCGUAGUGUACUGGCCAGAGAAUACACCACAAAAUGUCACUGUCUCAGCCCUACUCAGUGUGCUGGAUAUAUUCCCCACCCUGGUAUCUCUGGCAAACGCCACUCUUCCAGUGGACAGACGCUUUGAUGGCAAAGACAUAUCUGAGAUCCUGUUUGGGCGUUUGCAGAGCGGUCAUAGGGUCCUUUACCAUCCAAACAGCGGAGAUGCAGGAACAUACGGCAAGAUCGAAGCAGUCCGUUUGGACCAAUAUAAAGCAUUUUACACAACAGGUGGAGCACUAGCGUGUAAUGGGAGUAUUGGGCCAGAGAGGCACCACGAUCCCCCACUGGUGUUUAACGUCCACCAGGACCCCGGAGAAGGGGAACCGCUGGACAGCAGCAGUGAGGAGUAUCAGGAGGUGUUGCCUGAGCUGAUGGAAGCAUUUGCUAAUCUUCAUGCUGAUCUUCAGACAGACAAUGUGUCCACGGCUGACUAUUCACAGAGCGGCUCAGCUGUUCUGUGCUGUAAACCAGAGCACACGGUAUGUCGCUGCAACGAGCUGGAACUAAAUGCUCUCUUAACCGAGCUGGAAUUUAGUGGAAAAUAAACAGCCUGAUUGGGCCAACUUUCCAAGCUUACUUUGCACGGACAUUGCUUUCGCAGAACAAGCUUUUUUUCUGCUGGGAUAUGGUGCUUUAGAUAAUUCCUACCAUCAUUAAGCAGUUCAGUCCCGAGUCUGGGAAUAUCAUUGUCCCAGAUAUUGAGAAUUUAUACGGUCAAGGGUUACAUUCUCAUGGAUUAUUCUUAUUUAUUGGGGAUCAAGGGCUCCUCGUUCAUGUAUGGGAAAGGAAAAGUCUGUAGUUUAAUUGAGGAAGUAAAUUAAAAUUUUGCAUAUGAGAAAAUGGGAGUGGAACCCGUAACUCAAAGGGCAAGUCUAGAAACAAAUUUGCCAGCCAUGGAUUCGAAGACGGUCAGCCUAACUCCCUUACCGUGGAAUGUAAUGUUAUUGUUAAUAUUCUCAUAGUGUCAGAUAUAAUUGUGAAAUUCCAAGAGACAUGUCAUUGUAAUUGUAUGUUCCCUUUCCUUGUUUUUUU